AGAGAGGCACACAGCACUUUGGGAAAGCACUUCCUGAGAGGCCAAAGGGCUCUUGAUCCACAGACCGCAGCCAACGCAGCCACCAUGGCCGAGAGACGUAUUCCUUUCACCCUGCUGAGGACCCCCAGCUGGGAUCCAUUCCGCGACUGGCACCAGAGCAGCCGCAUCUUCGACCAGACCUUCGGCAUGCCCGCCCUGCCCGAGGAGUUUGCCACAUUCCCCAGCACCCACUGGCCGGGGUACCUGCGGCCCUCCGUCCUGGCCCCCGACAUGGCGGCCGUGAUGCCUCACACUCCCAUGAUGUACCCGGGACACGUGAUGGCACACCAGGCCCGAGCUCUGUCCCGCCAGAUGAGCAGCGGCAUGUCCGAGAUCAAGCAGACCCAAGAAAACUGGAAGGUUUGCCUGGACGUCAACCACUUCUCGCCCGAGGAGCUGGUGGUGAAGACCAAGGACGGAGUGGUGGAGAUCAGCGGGAAGCAUGAAGAGAGGAAGGACGAGCAUGGCUUUGUGUCAAGAAGCUUUACCAGGAAAUACACCCUCCCCCCGUCCGCCAACGUGGAGAAGGUGACCUCCUCCCUGUCCCCUGAGGGAGUGCUGACCGUGGAGGCCCCCAUGAUCAAGCCCGCCCUCGAGUACUCAGAGACCACAAUACCCGUCAACGUGGACACCAAAGGCGGCGUGGUGAAGAAGUAGAAACUAAACCAGAGCAGCACCCCUCCACUCACACACACACACACACACACACACACUCAGAUAAGCACUGUAGUUGCUUCCAGAAAGACGAGGGAAAGCUUCGCUCUUCCUAAAUCAGGUUCGUCCUGCCUCUGGUAAUGAGACGGCCCCAGCUGAGCGCUGUGUAAACACAUCUGCACCACUGCCAUAUGCCAGCUCUCCACACUGCAAUUAAACUCUACUCUUCAACAUUUCAGCUUCAUUUCUGUCAUCCCACUCACACAAACACACACACACACACACACACACACACACACACCUUUCUAUUGAGCGAAUCCUCUCUCAGAGACAAAGCGGACUGAUCGUGUACGUUUAAAGGAACAGAGGUCCAUGAAGCGCGACGACAUUCUGGCCUCCGCUGGCUUCAAAAUGUUCAGCCAUGCAAGCAGAAAAUAAAGAAAACCUA
Salarias fasciatus (jewelled blenny) is the source of this 1141-nucleotide messenger RNA. It is a transcript of the gene hspb1, whose product is annotated as heat shock protein, alpha-crystallin-related, 1. Gene Ontology annotation, biological process: protein refolding; response to heat; negative regulation of apoptotic process. The coding region runs from base 85 to 696 and encodes 203 amino acids. The transcript is spliced from 3 exons. Gene Ontology annotation, cellular component: nucleus; cytoplasm. The record is from RefSeq and is a predicted model, not a curated record. NCBI's taxonomy places the organism in Eukaryota, Metazoa, Chordata, Actinopteri, Blenniiformes, Blenniidae.